AUGGACCUCCUGGAAGCGUGCGAGAAUGGCAAUGAAGAGCGCGUGGUCGAGCUCCUUCUCGAGGCUGGGCCAUCCAAAGCUCCAGCCUUGUUGCGGCAGGUGGAUCAUGGCGGGCGGAGUGCUUUGCACGUGGCGUGCCUAGGGGGCCAGCUGACGGUCGUGCGACUUCUCCUGGGGCGGACAUGCCAAGUGUUUUUCCCAGGUCGUCGACGCGAAGAAGUCGAAGAUUUAAUCGUGCCAUGCGGACACAACAUUCGUGUCAUCAUGAAGCGAAAGGAGGACGCGCACGUGCCGUCGGCGCUGCUGCAACUCCCGUCCGACGUUGUCGUUCAACGCCACGAUCUCGCCAACGGCACCACGUACCUGGACAACUACGGCAACGCCCCCAUCCAAUGCAUCAGUUGCUUUGGAUGCGGCUCCGAGAUGAAGCACGUCCGCGACAGCAUCGAGAUCGCCUCCGAACUGUUGCGCAGUGGAUGCCAAUGCAACACGAGCAAGACGUCGAAUAACUGGACGCCGCUCCACUGGAGCGCUUUCAAUGGCCACCACGAACUGACGGCGCUGAUGCUGAACCCCCAACUGUGCUGCACCGACCAAGCGAACGCUCUACUACCUGCUAUACAGUUUGCGGUUCCUUUGGUGCAGUCCGAGGGGCUGUACCCUGUGGAUGUCGCGGGCCGCAUGGGGCUCCAGCUCCGUGAUGAAAUGGAAGCAUGGAGACAGUCCGUUGUGCGUGAAAGGGCGUGUUCAUAUUCGGUCGAUGGUUUCGAGAUGGGAUACCGAGAGUGGCGUCUUCAUUUGGACCACGUGGUCGUCGUCCAAGUAUUUGUGCAGGACUUCAUCGCAAAUGCCCAACGCCCUGGUGAAUACGCCAAGCAGCUUGCCGCGUGCCUCGACACUUCAACGACCGUCAAGGCGUCGAGCCGACGCAACCGACUGCUGCCCUUCUCCGAGACGGACGUGCUUCGAUACGGUCAGCACUUGUUGUACUGGUGCGCCGGGCUAAACCAGGUCGAGGCCGUGGUGGCGCUGCUGGAAAUCGAAUUCACAACCGACGACGGUGCCACGAAACGACUCGAUCCGCUGGCUCAUGUCGAGUAUGACGUCGCCAAGUCGCAAUCGGCGCUGCACUUCGCGUGCGCCAUGGGCCACACAGCCAUAGUGCAAACACUGCUCUCCCGCGUUGUGUCGCACUACACAACGACGCUGACCCAGAGCCCGUCGUCAUUGUCAGCGGUCCCCAGCAAGGUCCACCCGAUGCUGGGCACCUUUCAUCAACGACGCAUGUCCACCAAGGACAUUCCAUUCACAGCGCUUCCUGGAUGGCUCAACCACCGCCUCGAGUCGCCUCUGUACCUUGCUGGCCUGUACAACCGCGCCGAAGUCUCAACGACCCUCCUGUCGAUCCUGCCGUCGUCCACGAUUCAAGCGGAGAUCCACCUGCAAAAUAUUGAAGGCUCGACGCUGCUCGAGACGGCCAACGACUCGGUUCGCACGGUGCUCAACCUGCCGACAACGUCGUCGUUCCCCACGGAAUACGUCCUCGUCUUUCGGCGUAAGCACAGGCUUUUUCGCAAGACACUUCAAGACGUUCUCGAGGAAGAGAGCUCUCGCGCUCCGUCACUGUUGGCCGCCACCGUCGGCUCCCGAGAGCAGCUCCGACGGUACCGCGAGUCCGAGUGGUUUGACUACGUCGCGGUGGGGGCGACGGACACCGUCCUCGCCCAGAAAGCCGAGCGCAUGCAGCUGAUGGUUCGGCGGCGGGGAUCCACCAACAUGCAAGUAUUCCAUGCAAGUGCCAAGCAUGACUUUGAGCCGUUCCGAUCGCUGCAGCGCCAACUGGUGGUCCUCAACUUGAUCCGCGACAACGUCAACCUCAGGCGCCAUCUCGAAACGCAAACCAUCUUUGAUAUGUUUCCACUGCACGAUGCAGUUGGCCACCGAGCGAUCGCAGUGCACUGGGUGCUCGGCCGCGGCUGGCUGGGGCAAUUGCAGCCGUGGCAUGCACUUCGCCAGUACUUGUUUGAAAGCCCAACGCACACUUAUGACAUGCUAUGGCCGCUACGGACGUAUUUUGGUGUCAAGCAUGCAUUGCACAUAGCGUGGAUUCAAUUUUACACGUCGUACUUGCUGGUCGUGUCGAUUCCGUGUGUCGUUGUCGAGGGUCUCUGGGCAUUUAAGACCUUGCCAGAGGCAGUGCCCCCCUUGGUCAUGGUUGUGCUCAUCUGGAUUACAUGUCUCGUGGAGCGAUGGAAGCGAAAACGUGCAGAGAUGCUGUGCAAUUGGGGUUUUCCUGUCGCGGCGGACGGCGGGGUCAACAACCUCGUGCGGGCCGAGUUUCACGGCGACUUUGUCUUUGACACGACCACCAACGAACGUGAUGUACAAUUUCCCCAUGCCGUGCACAUGCUGCGCAUCUACUUGGGCGCGCCGCUGCUCCUCGGGAUGGUCGCGAUGGCCGUGCUGUCGUUCGUGGGCAUGAAGUAUCUCCGUGCGCAGCAAGCCGCGUCGACGGUCGGCGUAGACGACUCGGAUGCAUUCAUGCCUGUCAUCUCUGCGCUGAACGCGGUGGCCAUCAUCUUGCUGGAUAAAAUGUAUUCCAAGGUCGCGUACGCGCUCUCUCAUUGGGAAAACCAUCGCACGGUCAGUGACUUUGAAUCGAUGCUGGCCAUCAAGUUGUUCACGUUCAAGUUUCUCAACGCUUUCAUGUCGCUGUUCUGGACGGCAUUUGUCGACCGCGAGUUCGACCGGCUCCGCUACGAGCUGUUUACGAUCUUACUCUUUCGACAGGCGUCGUCCAUUGUCUUGUCCAACCUGCUCCCCCUCGUCCUCGUACGGCAUCGAUGGCAGCAGCGCGGAUUCCGUGUGGAUGACCUGUUCCAAACCAUGCCACCACCAUUGUCGACACCGACAUCGCCUGUGACGUCUGCCGAUGAAGACGACGUGCGUGUUCCAGCAGGCAUCGAGAUGCAGCAACUCAUGGCGGCCCCGUAUCAUGUCUUGGACAAGCAGAUUGACGCGAUGAUUCGCUUUGGCUACGUCACAAUGUUCCUGACCGUGUUUCCGAGUGCCCCGUUCUUUGUCGUGCUCACCAACACGCUCGAAAUGCAUCUGGACGUCCAGUGCAGCUUGGAGGCGUACCGUCGGCCGUCGUUCGAUGGCGGCACCGAAAUCCCCGUCUUCCAGAGCAUCCUGGAGUUUAUGAGUUUUGCGGCUGUGACGGUCAACUGCGCGUUGCUGUACCUGAACAUGGACGUCCAGGCGUAUCUACCGACGUCAUCGUUCGCCGCAGAAACCGCAGCGUCGACUACAAAUCUGUGGAUGCUUCUUGUCGUCGAGCAUCUCGUCCUGGGCAUCAAGGCGGCGAUGGCGCUUGGCAUUCCCGACUCGCCGCAAUGGGUUAAUGCGCACUACGCGAAACUGGCCAAGACUCAAAUGAUUGCCCCGCCGCCGAUUGUCGAGCUCCAUCCAGCGGACCAAAGAGAUGUCAUGGACAGCGGCGUGCACGAGUGCAGCAUGGACACGACAGUUGACGUAGCAUUAAGCACUCUGCAAGACGGCCAGACGUUUGCCCUGCCUCCUGGGGACUCGUCAUCGAAGAGUUUGCCGACUGGAAACGCUUCGACAGCACCGGUAUCGCUGUCGACGGCGGCCGAUGCGCUGGCUGUGUGCAAUGCGCCAACCUUGGACAAAGAGGCACUUCGACAGCGCGAGCUUUCCACAGAUACAAUCCAAGCGCUCCAAGUCGAAUUGGCCGCCGCGCGAACCGCCCGGGACGAAGCCCUGGCGCGAAUCCGCAACCUCGAGGCAUGCAUGACAAAACACGGCACAUGUGGCUUUUGCGACUGUGGCGUGCCAUGUGAAGUCAAGUGCAUCGAGUGCAAGGCGUCCAUGUGUCGAAGUUGCGAUGCCAAACAACACGAUGGGGUGGCCAGUGGCAGUCACAUUCGCAUUGAUGUCAGCCGUGUGGGGCAUGUGGUGCACGGCCGCCUGGCUCAAGUCGAGAAGCUGCUUCAUUUACCUCACAACAAUUAGUCUGCAAAACAUGGCGACGUGGCUCGGUUUCGUUGCACAUCCAUUUUGGAUACGUGUUUGGACUGACUUAAAAGGCGAUGGACACGAUCUACUCGACUACUCGACGGGCAAUCCACUCGAUGUCGAGAACACACCCCGAGAGAACGGUCAUGUUUGCAAUCGGGCAUCGCGUCUUGACUUCAGCCGCAAGCUGGUCAACUUGCUUCUGGGUAGCCGACGUGUACACGAGUGCUUGACCCCAUAUUCGGUCAGGACGGGCGAGUGGAGCAUCGUCAUGGUUUCCGAGCGGGAGAUGCAGCGCCCCCUGCUUUUUUCGACUGGCUUGAACGUUGAAUUCGAUCUUUUCAAUCGUCAUACGAGGUGUCAUGUGCCUGGCGACGAAUUGCGCAGUCGCCAAUUCGCAUCCGCACAGCGAAGUCAAGAAGAGCUCGACAGGUUGCGGCGCAGUGUUCGAGCCACCCAUGGCUUUCGGGAUAUCUGUCGAGAUGGAUAUCCCAUCAGGUCGCUUCAUGGUACACUUGACACCCUCUCCAUGGCCCACAAGAUGGUACGACAUGCACGCCUUGCUGGUCAAGCACCGGCCUGGGCCGACGCCACGCCACCUUGCGCCACGACGACACAGCAUGUUACCGAAGCGCACCGAAG
Aphanomyces invadans is the source of this 4680-nucleotide messenger RNA. RefSeq lists its product as hypothetical. Gene Ontology annotation, molecular function: chloride channel activity; protein binding. Gene Ontology annotation, biological process: chloride transmembrane transport. NCBI's taxonomy places the organism in Eukaryota, Oomycota, Saprolegniomycetes, Saprolegniales, Verrucalvaceae. The record is from RefSeq and is a predicted model, not a curated record. Bases 1 to 4035 code for a protein of 1344 amino acids. The transcript has 12 exons.